AUGAAGUUUCCUCCGUGCACCGUCUGUCGCUCCGUCCGGUAUCGCCGCAACGACUCGGGCGGCUACAACUGCAUCAACGGCCACGAGCUCCAGCAUUACAGAGAAGAGGUCGAGGACGACGAAGCCCAUAUCGGCCAUCUCCGCACCCGCCUGACCCGCAAACGAGCGCCCCCGCCCGACUCUGAAGAAGACCGAGCCUCUGACUACGACGCACUCGAUCACUAUGUGAUUCCGUACAGUAUCCGGGCCGAGCUCUAUCAGCUACUUCUGCGGGCCCAAAUCGAGGCUCUGACCAAGCACCUCUCGCUUCAAAACCACGGCGAGAUCGAGAGUACGGCCCUGGAGCUCUGGAUGCUGUAUAUCACCCGAAGCAACAUCAAUCUCGACGAUCGUCUCAAGGGCCGUGCUCACAGAUCGCGCAAGGUCGCCCAAGACAGCACGAGUAUGUGGGCCAAGAACACCGAAAUAUCGGACCAGACACGGCUUCCUGGCUCGAUGCGGCACCAUUCGUCCAUAAAGUUCAAGCUCAACUACCAUGUCACACUGGUCGUCUGCUAUGUUGCCUGUCUCAUCCAUCGCGUACCUGUGAUGGUCGGGGAUCUUCUGAGAUGGGCGUCGAACGAAGUCAUUCCAUAUUCACUCAAGUCGAUCGACCUGCCGGUAGAGCUCAAGACGAUUGCUGGAAUAGACAUAUUCCCAAUCCCGCCCCUGUACCCCGACAGAUUUCUCAAGUUUGCUCAAACGUGCAUCGAAAUGUACAUUUCCGACUUCCUUGUCCUCUUGCCCUGUCCAAACUGGCCGCUGCUAUGGGUUCGGAUCCUGAAAGAGACUCGGCUGCCAUUGGCGAUAUACGCCAUCGCCGACCAGUUCAACAACAUCGUCAAUAAUUUCCGGGUGCCUCGGGACUACAAAGCACACAGCCAAAUCACCAUGAUCGUCCCAAUUGUAGCCACAGUUCGGAUGAUCUAUGGUCUAGAUGGCAUUUCGAGGAAAGAGCCUCCCGAAUCACACCUCAAUAUUGCUGCGCGGCUCAUGCCGCUCGACGAGUGGCUGCGGUUCAUGGUCGACAAGUUCGGCUCAGAUACAGGAUACAUGUCCUGGAACUUUAGCAACAAAGGUCGCCCGCUUUCGGGUCACCAGGUGGUCGAGUAUUCAAAGUUUGUCAGCCGGAUUACCACAGCCAGAGGCAAUCCGAACAUCCACGACAUCAUAGCCACCGCUCUCAAACAACCAAGUGGCCGUGCUGAUACCGGCUUGAGCCAGCGCCAAGUCCAGACGAUGCGUGAUGGCGAUGCUGUCCCCGCGCAUUUGGCAGCGUCGCAGCAAGAGCUCGUUCCCUCCGAAGAAGCAGGCCACGACGAUGGUGACGGCGACAACGACGACGACAACGACGACAACAACAACAACAACAAUGACGAUCUGCAGCUCGCUUAUGGCGAUCAUAUGCGCAUUUUCUACUCGACGCGCAGAAAUCGCAGUGCCUCGUACUAUCUGUCGGCUUCUCAGAUGCCCGUGCAUCAUCACCAGUAUGCAAUCGUCCUCGACUGCUUCUCGAGGAUCGUUGGCUGCAUCAUUGAGGAUCUGGAGGAACAAGUCUCCAAGUUUGUAGUAACCCUGGAUGCCCUCACGCCCUAG
Polychytrium aggregatum is the source of this 1635-nucleotide messenger RNA. RefSeq lists its product as uncharacterized. Gene Ontology annotation, biological process: RNA polymerase I preinitiation complex assembly; nucleolar large rRNA transcription by RNA polymerase I. Gene Ontology annotation, molecular function: RNA polymerase I core promoter sequence-specific DNA binding. NCBI's taxonomy places the organism in Eukaryota, Fungi, Chytridiomycota, Chytridiomycetes, Polychytriales. Gene Ontology annotation, cellular component: RNA polymerase transcription factor SL1 complex; RNA polymerase I core factor complex. The transcript is spliced from 10 exons. The record is from RefSeq and is a predicted model, not a curated record. The coding region runs from base 1 to 1635 and encodes 544 amino acids.